AGCGGGGAAUGGGACGUGACCGCAAGAACGGCUCGAGGAGGCGGCUGGGUUAGGGUCAGCCGCCGGAGGAUGGAGCAAAAGCCCGGUGGCUUUCUUCUAACCGGCUUUCAUUUUUCUUCCUCGGGCCGCCGGGGUGGCGUUGACCAGAAUGUCGUGGGAUCCGUCCGGAGGGCUCCUACGGCACAUCAUCCGCCAAGCGGGGCAGCAGUGUGCCGCCCGCGGCCACCCCGUCUCCGAAUCGGUGGUGGCUUUCAUGGUGAAAGCCGUUGUUCUAGAUCCAAGAAAUGACUUUGAUGUGGAUCAGAUCCUUACAAAAAAAGAUGUGCAAAAUCUUAUCCAGCUCUGUGUUUCCAGGCUGCUUGACACAACAAACCCAUCCCUGAGCACGAUUAAGAUGCAAGUUUACUUUGACUUGAACUAUGCAAACAGAGCUGAAUUACUCAGAGAGCAUCGUCGUGUUCUGGAGGGCAGGUUGGCUCCUCUGCUCAGGGACAUCACGGAUAGUCGUCCCCGCACGCAAGAGGAAAUGAAGCAUGUGUAUCAAAGGAUCGUUAGCUACGUGCUGCUGAGCUCUGGUCUGGGAUCCCCAACAGACAUUGAGGUUGUCAGAGAGGUCAUAGCUGCACUGCAGAGUAUAUUCCCCCAGACAGCUCUGGUUUCUUUCCUAUCACUCAGUAAGAAGGAUAAAGAGCAACAGCUAAAAAAUCUCACCAUGCUAGUUACAGGAAUUCGGUUGUACAACAAGGAAUGUGGGAAAGGAGGAAAAGGCAUCGAUGACUUGCCAGCCAUUCUGAACGAAGCUAUCCCAGCAGCCACACAAUCUAUUGAAGACCAUCUUAAUGCUUGCCAUGUGCUAGCCCACCAUUACACUGCUCUGCUGGAAUCCAUGCAUGAAGACCAGAACAGAUACAGGCAGCUUAGUUCUUUAAAACUGAAAGAAGCACUGUUCAAUGUGAGGCAGUACGAGGCCUUUCUUUGCAUCCUUCUGUCUGACACAAUUACAAGUGGUCAAGAAAUUGAAAAGUUGAACGUGGAAUUUACAGCAACAAUGGGGCAGUUAAAAAGCACCAUUCAGAAUAAGGUCUCUGUAGAUACCAAAGAAGCUUUUCCUCUUUUUGUUGCAGCUUUUAACCUAUGGUCCAGGUUUCAGGAUGAGAUACUUCUGCUAAGUUUCCUCACAAAUAUGACUAACUCUCUGCAGCAGUUCUUGGAAACCCAGUCACAGCUUUUUCCUGAGGAACUGCUAACAUCUCUUCUGGAAGGGGUGACUGUGAAAACUGAUAAGGAGAGGAUAAGAGAAACCAUGGGGACAAGAGUGAAUGUUUCUGACUUCAAGAACCAGGAAUGGCUUUUUCCAGAGACUACCACUAAUUUUGAUGAAUUGUUAAUCCAGUACCACGGUUUCUGUGCACAUGCAAUUGGUGUAAAAGGCCUCACCCUUCCAGGAAAUCCUGCUAUUGGCAUUCUGAAGCACAAGGACAGAUGUUAUGUUUUCAGUUCCAAAGAAUCUGCAUACAUUUUUGCUCAAGAUCCAGAUAAGUUCAUUCAACUGAAUGUAGAAAAAGCAAAAGAACACGCAGAGCUAAUUCAGCUGCUCAACCUUCAUCAUCAGUUUGGAUACCUUGCUCCACAUAUGCGGUUAAGAAGUGCAGACAAACUUCCAAUGAAACCAGUCACAAAAUGUGACAGUGGUACUCAAACUGAUACUCAUAUCUUGCCUCCAACUAUUGUGAAAUCCUAUGAAUGGAAUGAGUGGGAACUGAGAAGAAAAGCUAUAAAAUUGGCCAAUUUGCGUCGCAAAUUAACUCACGCCAUGCAGACUGAUCUCAGCCAUCUGAGAAGGGAGAACUCCACCCAAGUGUACCUGCCCAAAGAUGUCAGCACCCAAACAAAGCGUGACAGCUCAAGCAGUGUACCCAGACCACAGAUUUUCUUGGCUGGUCUCCGAGGAGGAUCAUCUGCUACUACUGAAAUGGUCAAAGUGGACUUAACAAGACCAGUAGAUAAAGCCUAAGAGAAAAGGAGAGACUUAAGGAAAUAUAUUAAUUAUAUAUAAGAAUCUCAGUAUUAUUGAGUUACAGAAAAAUCAUAGAAUGGUUUGGGUUGGAAGGGACCUUUAAGAUCAUCUAUUUCCAGCCCCCUGCUAUAGGCAGGGACACCUCCCUCUAGACCAGGCUGCUCACAGCCCCAUCCAGCCUGGCCUUGGAUAUCCUGUGUCUUUUGAUUGCAGGAGCUGACUUAUCUGCUGGGGCCUCCUAGUAGGAUGGCAUUAAGUGAUAGAAAUGAAUCCUGAAACACACAGAGAAAAAAGCAAUUUUGAAUCAAGAUGUGCCAGAAGACUUUAACUUAAACCAACAUUUAAAUGUGUUACGUGGUUCUGGGAUUUUCUUGACAUUUUAAUAUGAUGAUUGCUUGCUGAAACGCUGUCCUAAGAGCCUUAAGAGGUAAGACCAGCAAAAUGGGAUCUCCCUAUAUCCUUGGGAUGUUCGUGGAUGUCCUUCUGUGGCAUAUGUCCUCAUGAGUGUAGGCACAUGCAAGGAGCUGGAGCUCUGUGGGAUGCUCUGAGGUGUCUGGUAAUUUCUGUGGGCUGACAUCAGCUGAGAGGUGUGCAGGUGGGCACACAGGACACAAUAGCAGCUUGGGGCAUCUUUUUUGAAAAGCUCUGCAUCGCUUGUGUUUAAAAAGAAACUAAAACCCAACGGGAAAA
This is a messenger RNA of Phasianus colchicus (ring-necked pheasant), 2707 nucleotides long. RefSeq names its product cilia and flagella associated protein 206 (gene CFAP206). NCBI's taxonomy places the organism in Eukaryota, Metazoa, Chordata, Aves, Galliformes, Phasianidae. Gene Ontology annotation, biological process: sperm axoneme assembly; regulation of cilium beat frequency; regulation of flagellated sperm motility. Gene Ontology annotation, cellular component: axoneme; ciliary basal body. The record is from RefSeq and is a predicted model, not a curated record.